Molecule: messenger RNA, 792 nt
Organism: Heterostelium album PN500
Lineage: Eukaryota; Evosea; Eumycetozoa; Acytosteliales; Acytosteliaceae
Gene: emg1
Product: ribosomal RNA small subunit methyltransferase NEP1
Exons: 5
Coding region: 1-792 (263 amino acids)
Biological process (GO): rRNA base methylation
Cellular component (GO): small-subunit processome; nucleolus
Molecular function (GO): rRNA binding; rRNA (pseudouridine) methyltransferase activity
Source: RefSeq, a predicted model, not a curated record
AUGCCACCUUGGAAACAGUUAAAAGAAGCAUCAGAAGCAAGACCUGAUAUCUUACAUCAAUGUUUGUUAGCACUAUUCGAUAGUCCUUUAAAUAAAGCAGGAUUUUUACAAGUAUAUAUUAGAACUACCAAGAAUGUAUUGAUUGAAGUACAUCCACAGACUAGAAUUCCAAGAACAUUCCAAAGAUUUGCUGGUUUAAUGGCUAUAGUUAAUAUUGUUACUAAUGUUGAUCAACUUAUAGUUCAAUUAUUAAAUAAAUUAAGUAUUAGAGCUACCAAUGGUCCAGAUAAAUUAUUUAAAGUUAUAAAGAAUCCAGUUACCGAUUUCCUUCCACCUGGUUGCCGUGUAUUUUUGACAUCAUUCAGUGCACCAAAAUGUGUUGAUUUGUUUGAGUGGGUACCAGAGAUCUUUGGAUAUGCACCAUUACCAGUAGUACCAGUAUCAGCAGACGAAGAGAAUAACAAUAAUAACAACGGUGGAGAUUCAGAUAAUAUUGUAAGAAGUGCAGGUGACAGCUUUGUAGAGGGUGUAGACGAUGUAAAGGAAAAGGAAGAAGAGUCAAAGAAGAGAAAGAACGCCGAAAAGAAAGAGGCUGCCAAAAAGAAACAAAAGAUCGACGAUAAAUUAAAUGGAUUACAACAAUGUGCAAUCGUAAUCGGUGCUCUCUCCACAGGUUCCGUACACAUCGACUAUCACCACGAAGAAAUUGCUUUUUCCAACUACCCACUUUCCGCUGCCGGUGCUUGUUUCAAACUAACAACAGUAUUUGAAAAGCAAUGGGGUAUUUUAUAA